Messenger RNA from Aureobasidium pullulans EXF-150, 4150 nucleotides. RefSeq names its product hydantoinase B/oxoprolinase. Gene Ontology annotation, biological process: glutathione metabolic process. Lineage: Eukaryota; Fungi; Ascomycota; Dothideomycetes; Dothideales; Saccotheciaceae. The transcript has a single exon. Gene Ontology annotation, cellular component: cytosol. Gene Ontology annotation, molecular function: 5-oxoprolinase (ATP-hydrolyzing) activity. The record is from RefSeq and is a predicted model, not a curated record. The coding region runs from base 165 to 4103 and encodes 1312 amino acids.
GAGAGCUCCGAUCAUGCUUGGUCAGUGAAGUGGUUCUCAUUAGGUGAGUGCAAACUGUAUUGGCGGUCUCGGAGCACAGGUAAGUUUUUGAUAUAAGUCGGUCUUGAGAACCUUUAAGCUUCAGGUCAUACUCAUCUUGUUACUGCAUCAUCAACCCUUUCACGAUGGCCAUCAAACCGCUUCAGAUCCGCGUCUCCAUCGACAGAGGCGGUACCUUUACUGACGUUCACGCCGCGAUACCUGGACGCGAUGAUAUCGUCUUGAAGCUCCUCUCAGUAGAUCCGGCGAACUACAAAGAUGCACCCACGGAAGGCAUCAGACGGGUUUUGGAGCUGGCAACUGGUCAACCACAUCCCAGAGGCCAACUACUUGACCUCUUCCAUAUUGAGUCUAUUCGCAUGGGUACCACCGUCGCUACAAAUGCUCUACUAGAACGCAAGGGAGCCAGAUCUGCCUUGCUGAUCACAAAGGGCUUUAAGGAUUUGCUUCUCAUCGGCAACCAGUCUCGCCCAAACAUCUUCGACCUUUCAGCGGCGAAACCUGACGUUCUAUACGAGCACGUCAUUGAGGUCGACGAGCGCGUAACGUUAGAAGACUACACCGAGAACCCAAAUCCUGAGUCAGUAGAGCUAGACGUAUCAGAUCCAGACCUCGUCGAGGCAGUCACAGGAGAGCGCAUUCGCGUACUGCAACGACCAGACGUGAAAGCUAUAUCGAACGCCCUUGAGCAAAUAUGGGAGCAGGGAUACCGCUCUAUCUCAAUCGUCUUCCUCCACUCAUACGCGUACCCUGCACACGAGAAUCUUGUCGGCAACUUGGCUGUUGCGAUGGGUUUCUCGGUAUCUCUUUCCAGCGCAUUGCAGCCUAUGAUCAAGGCUGUUCCGCGAGGAAUGAGUGCUACAGCGGAUGCAUAUUUGACGCCAGUCAUUAAACAGUACAUCAGCUCGAUCUCCGAAAACUUCAGAGGUGGACUUGGUGCUCAGAACACUCGCUGCGAGUUCAUGCAGUCAGAUGGCGGUCUUGUCGACUUCCGCAGAUUUGGAGGCCUCAAGGGUAUCCUUUCUGGUCCUGCUGGUGGUGUGGUGGGUUAUGCUCAAACAUCAUGGGACGAUGAAGAGCGACGACCUGUCAUCGGUUUCGAUAUGGGUGGUACCAGCACCGAUGUCUCACGUUACGCCGGUGUUUACGAGCACGUAUUCGAGACGACGACAGCAGGUGUAUCGAUUCAAUCGCCUCAACUAGAUAUAAACACUGUCGCUGCAGGAGGAGGCUCUAUUCUUUCAUGGAAGAACGGCCUGUUCCACGUUGGUCCUGAGUCUGCUUCUGCUCAUCCCGGUCCUGCUUGUUAUCGCAAAGGAGGUCCAUUGACCGUGACGGACGCCAAUUUGUUCUUGGGAAGACUAUUGCCAGACUACUUCCCCAAGAUCUUCGGUCCUAAGGAGAAUGAGCCGCUGGAUCGCGAUAUUACAGCGCAGAAAUUCUUGGCCUUGACUGAGGAAAUUAACAAGCAGCAGCGUAAAGACGAUUCUGUCACCUUCUCGCCCGAGGAGGUCGCUUUGGGCUUUUUGAAUGUUGCCAACGAGGGUAUGGCCAGACCCAUCAGAGGACUGACAGAAGCCAGAGGUCAUGACACCGCAGCACAUCAUCUGGCUUGUUUCGGUGGCGCUGGCGGACAACAUGCCUGCUCCGUGGCCAAGGUUCUCGGCAUCUCGCGGAUCAUCAUCCACAACUACUCAUCAAUCUUGAGUGCUUACGGUAUGAGUUUGGCGGAUGUGGUUCACGAGAUUCAGAAACCGGCCGCCAUGACUUACUCGUCAGAAACCCAGCAAAUUGUCCAAAAACAGCUAGAGGAGCUUGCUUUUGAAGCAUCUAUAGAGCUGAAGGAUCAAGGUUUCACAGAUGACAACAUCACUUACGAAACUUUCUUGAAUCUUCGCUACGCUGGCUCGAGUAGUUCACUCAUGGUUCUCAAGGGUGCUGACUGGGAUUUCCGAUCGGCCUUCGAGGAGAGACAUCAGCGCGAGUUCGGCUUCCUCUUCCAAGAAAAGCCCAUCCUUGUCGACGACUUCCGCGUCAGAGCAAUCGGUGCUGCACAUGAGAAGAUCGCUGCAAGCCCCUUUGCACAACUGAAUCAAGCCGCUUCGCUCGACGUGCCUCAAGCUUCUCCCAACGCUACAAACCGUGUUUAUUACGAGGGUACAGGCUACCUAGAAACUCCGACGUACGAACUGCCUACAAUCGCUGUUGGCAGCAAGAUUUCUGGACCAGCUCUGAUCAUCGAUAAAACUCAGACCAUCGUCGUCCUCCCUAACGCUGUCGCAAACGUGCUUGAGAGCUGUGUCGUGAUUGACCAGGAAACCUCAACCACAACUGUUGACAAGACAAUAGUCAACGAUGAGUUCAGUCCCAUUCAACUUUCUAUCUUUGGUCAUCGCUUCAUGUCUAUUGCAGAGCAGAUGGGCAGAACUCUGCAGAAGACAUCUGUGUCUACCAACAUCAAGGAGAGACUUGACUUCUCGUGCGCUCUCUUCUCGAACGACGGCGGCCUGGUCGCGAACGCACCCCACGUCCCCGUACAUCUUGGAAGUAUGCAAUUCGCUGUGAAGUAUCAGCACAACCUCUGGAAGGGCAAAUUGAGGGAUGGUGAUGUGCUUGUGUCGAACCAUCCAUCAUGUGGUGGCACUCACUUGCCUGAUAUCACCGUUAUCACGCCUGUCUUCGAUGGAGAAGACAUUGCUUUCUACGUCGCAUCGAGGGGUCACCAUGCCGACAUUGGUGGUAUUCUCCCAGGAUCCAUGCCGCCCACGUCUAAUCAGCUGUACCAGGAGGGCGCUGCUAUAGAAUCACUCAAGAUUGUCGAGGAGGGAAGAUUCAACGAGGAAGCUAUUACCAAGCUACUUCUUGAAGAUCCUGCACAAUAUGACGGAUGCUCCGGAACCAGAUGUCUUCAGGAUAACAUUUCUGAUCUCAAGGCGCAAAUUGCUGCCAACAAGCGUGGUAUCACAUUGAUCAAGGGCUUGAUCAACGAGUUCGGCUUGUCUACCGUGCAUCGCUACAUGUACGCUAUUCAAAGAGCGAGCGAUAUUGCUGUCAGAGAAUUGCUCAAGCAGAAGUACGAAGAGUUCGGCAAGAAGCCUCUGAAGGCAGUUGACUACAUGGACGAUGGCACACCCAUCGCUUUAGAAAUCACUAUUGCGCCUGAUGGCUCAGCAGUAUUCGACUUCGAAGGUACUGGGCCUCAAGUCUAUGGCAACACGAACGCGCCAGUCGCGAUCACCAACUCAGCCAUCAUCUAUUGUCUUCGUGCGCUAAUCUCCUCGGACAUUCCUCUCAACCAAGGUUGUCUGAACCCUGUCAAUAUCAAGAUUCCCGAGAACUCUCUGUUGAGCCCAGCCAAGGGUGCUGGUGUGGUUGGCGGCAACGUCCUCACAUCACAGCGUAUAACAGAUGUCGUGCUCCUCGCUUUCCGUGCCUGUGCUGCUAGUCAAGGCUGCUGCAACAAUUUGACGUUUGGAACAGGUGGUAAAGACGAGAACGGCACUCAUGUCAAUGGCUUCGGUUACUACGAGACCAUCGCUGGCGGUUCAGGUGCUGGUCCUAGCUGGCAGGGACAGAGUGGUGUUCACACCCACAUGACCAAUACUCGUAUCACUGAUCCUGAGGUUUUCGAGAAACGCUACCCUUGUAUUCUCAGACAGUUUGGACUGCGUGAAGGCUCAGGUGGAAAGGGCAUGCACACUGGUGGUGAGGGCACGAUCCGUGAUAUCGAGUUCCGUAUGCCGGUGCAAUGCUCAAUUCUCUCUGAGCGUCGCAGCCGUCAGCCUUAUGGUCUUGAGGGUGGUGAAGCUGGUUCCUCGGGUCUCAACUUGGUCAUCAAGAAGGAUGAGUACUCUGACGAGAAGAGGGUAGUCAACCUCGGUGCAAAGGGAACCAUCAAGCUGAAUGAAGGUGACAGAAUCAUCAUCAACUCUCCCGGUGGUGGUGGUUGGGGAUCUGUGGAAGAUGGUGGAGUCAUCGAUUCGGAAAUGCGAACAAAGGCACAAGCCAAAAUCCUGGCUGGUGGAUCGGUGAAUUCUUACAAAGCUAGACAAGAGACUAACUAGAGUGUUGGCGAUAGAAAAUUAACGAUACCCUAAUUGAUUCAUGCUUG